Molecule: messenger RNA, 785 nt
Organism: Drosophila mojavensis
Lineage: Eukaryota; Metazoa; Arthropoda; Insecta; Diptera; Drosophilidae
Gene: Nnf1a
Exons: 4
Coding region: 97-717 (206 amino acids)
Source: RefSeq, a predicted model, not a curated record
UUUAGCAGCUGUUCAUAGCUGCGGUCACAUUGCCAACCCAAGCUAAAGCCGCGUCAAAUUUGUUAUUGUUGAUAUUUAUUUAAUUGAUCAUAAAAGAUGUCGCAGCCGAUUAAAAAAUGUGUGUCUGAGCCGAAUAUUGAGGAAGCUUUCCAAAGGCACAGUCCAAUCGCUGCCAAAGUGAAGGGAGAAUAUGAAAAAGCAUUAAUUGACUUGUUUGCAGAUAUGGGGCCCAUCUGCCUGGAGCCAUUCGCAGCGAUUCUAUUGGAGCACGAGAACACAAUUCUCAACAAGGACACUUUGAUUGAGCGUGUGCGCAUGCGCAUGAGCCAGCUGCUGCCCAAGAUCAAUGAAAAUUUCUUUAUUUCCAAUGAUGUGGGCAAAAAAUUAAUAACCCUUGAGGUGCUCAAAGAGAAAUUUGAACCCUAUAAAGGCACAAACUGGCAAGUGCAUAAGCUGACACCUGAGGAAAGGACAAGACCUGUGCGCAUGCGUCUUAUGGAUUCCAGCAUUAGAUUUAUACAAAAGCAGAUAAACGCACAGGAAAAAGCUAUAGAGAUUGCCUUGGCAAAGAGUAAAGAAAACCGGGAACGCAUUCAAAACAUUCAAAAUGAACGCGUUAAGCUUUACGCCCUGAUGCAACAGCAAAUGAAUUACUACGAGGAAAUGGAGCCAAAACUAAUGGAUCUAAUAAAAGUAAUGAUAGGAAAUGUGGAUUAGCUUUAAAAUGACCAAAUUGUAUAUACUCCAAAUUAUAAAUAAAUUAAAAGCAGUUCAUUGUGAAUACA